Messenger RNA from Nipponia nippon (crested ibis), 933 nucleotides. NCBI's taxonomy places the organism in Eukaryota, Metazoa, Chordata, Aves, Pelecaniformes, Threskiornithidae. The record is from RefSeq and is a predicted model, not a curated record.
AUGACCCUGGAGCCAUUUGUUUCAGCUGCCAAGAGCACCAGGCUUCCCGAACCACAGGUGCAGGAGCACGGAGCAGCCUGUAUCUGCGAGAAGAACAAGCGCGUCUCCAACUGCAGGCUGGUGGACGGCGUCUGCUGGUGCGACUCGGUUGGCUCCGGCGUGUCUGUGAACUGCAACACCCUGACCUCAAAAUGCCUGUUGAUGAAAGCAGAAAUGACAGGCUCAAAAUCAGGUCGUCGUGAGAAACCAAAAGAUGCAUUUGAAGAUACUGAUGGCCUUUAUGAUCCAGAGUGUGAAAAUACUGGUGUUUUCAAGGCGAAGCAGUGCAAUGGAACCACCUGUUGGUGUGUGAAUACAGCUGGUGUUAGAAGAACUGACAAACAUGAUGCAGACUUGAAGUGCAAUCAAUUAGUCAGAACGACGUGGAUCAUCAUUGAAAUGAAACAUGCUGAGAGAAACACUCCUCUGAACGCUGAAUCUUUAAAGAAGUUCUUCAAGGAUGUAAUUACCAGUCGUUACAUGCUGGAUGGACGCUAUAUAAGUAGCGUUCUGUAUGAAAAACCUUACAUUACUAUUGAUUUGAAGCAAAAUUCCACAGACAAAUCUCCUGGAGAUGUGGAUAUAGCUGAUGUGGCCUACUACUUUGAAAAAGAUGUGAAACGUGACUCCAUCUUUCAUAAUAACGAACUAAACAUCAGCAUUGGUAAUGAAGCGCUGAGUUUUGAGAAGACAGUGGUCUACUAUGUUGAUGAAAUACCACCAGAGUUUUCCAUGAAGUCUCUGACUCCUGGCCUCAUUGCUGUUAUUGUAGUAGUGAUAGUAGCAAUAGUUGCUGCAAUUGUUGUUCUGGUCCUCACGAGGAGGAGGAAAGGGAAGUACGUGAAAGCAGAGGUAAAGGAAAUGAAUGAAAUGCAUAGAGGGCUGAACGCGUAA